Adineta ricciae is the source of this 3228-nucleotide messenger RNA. NCBI's taxonomy places the organism in Eukaryota, Metazoa, Rotifera, Eurotatoria, Adinetida, Adinetidae. The record is from the annotation of a GenBank genome assembly.
AUGUUGAAAAUACGAUGUAUUUUGAUUAAAUUUCAUCAGCCUGAUGACAUCUGUUCUUCUAAACGAUUGGUUAAAAUAUUUCAACGAAUCUCUCGAUUCAAACAUCUCGGAAAACGGCUGCAUGAUUUGAGAACGCAACCAUGCCGUCAUUGUUCAAACACGAUCGAUAUUCUCAAUCGAACAAAUGGAAACAACAUAACACAAAAUGAAGUUUUCGUUACUACUACUGAAGGAAUGCUCCUAUCCUAUUCAUUCCUUCUACUUUCAGCACUUCUAUGUGUUUAUUUCGGUUCAUACCGAUCAGUAAAUCGGAAAGAUGAACAAGUUAGAUCUGGCGAAAAACCUGAUGUGCUUACUACAAGACAUGUGGCAAUGGUUCCAUUCAUUGCUAGUGCAUUCCUACUCGGCAAUUAUCUUGUUAUCUUACUUGUUUCCAAAGAAUACAUCACAUUUGUUCUGAAUAUUUACUUUUCUCCCAUUGGUAUCAUUGCACUUUAUCGAGUAGUGCAUCUGGUGAUUGCAUGGAUUCAGUUACCAGCACUGAAUAGAUUUCGUGAACGACAAUUUGAUGUGACUUUAUCGGAAAAUAAACCAUCGACAACGAACUCCGACACGAAUGAUCUAUUGCAUUUAGAUUUCGAGUUCGAUCUUAUGGAUAGUGAAGCUCUAUUUCUUUGUGUAUUGGUUGGUAUUAACUUAAACGAUAUUGGAUUGGAACAACAUCUUUGGCAUCGCCUUUUCAAUAAAGUUUUAAACAGAAUUUUUGGAACCGACGUUAUGAUUACAGUAGCAAAAUCGUUUGAUGCUCCGAUUAAAUUAGUAUUUUCACAAGAUCUGAUCGAAAAUGGUCGGAUAGCCGCUAAAAAAUUUGCUAUGCUUGUACUUGUGACAUUGUCGUUCCCGUUUUAUUUUACCGUUUCAUUUAUCGCCUAUAUCAUCGCUUUGAUUGUGACGAUUCUUAUUCUUCAAAUCUUGAAACCUGCUCAGCCAGUCCUACUCUAUAUUGUACCAUUAUGUUUGAUAUUUCUGUUACUGACUGCAUGGAUUUGCAAAGACUGUACAGCCAUGUUCGCUUAUGAGAAUCAUGCUAAUGACAAGAAGCAUAUUAUGGGCACAAUCCAUAGUACUCCUAAUUUCAUCCGGUGUUUUCAAUCCAUAUUAACAUUUAUUUUUGUCAGUAUAUGUUUAUUUUUACUUUCAAUCCUCACUUAUUUUACUCUACGUAAACACUUAAUACCAACAUCACGUCUUGACAUUCCGAUAUCUCUUGGCUUUCCCAAAGAUUUCGAUCCGAACACAGACAAGACUUUUUCGCAAUCCGCCGCUAAUUUUCCACCCUAUUUAGUCAGUCAUAUAAAUCUAAGUGAUACCAUGUCGAUUCAAUCACCACUUGAUAUAUCUGUACACUCGUAUUCAAUCGAAUUGACUUGUCAUUCACCACGUUCGUAUCGCAAUCGUCAACUCGGUUCAUUUUUUGUUCAAAUAAUUUUGUAUUCAACAACUAAUCAACUUAUCAAUGAACAUUCCCGUUUAAUUUUAUAUCCAUAUCAGUCCGAACUCGCUCGAAUUAUCCGAACACUCAUCUUCUUACCAUUAUCCAUAUUUCACAUCGAUUACGAUCGUUGGCAUUUGCAACAAAUACUUAUCGACCGUGUACGAAAUACUGAUCAAUCGAAGCGUUUUAUCGAAAGAAUUCAUUUGAAUAUACUUCCGUCUUCAUUUCAACUUGAUCGAUGUUCAAUACAUUUUCGUAUACGUGAUUUAACCGGUCUUGUUUAUUCAUUCAUAAACUAUCCAAUUCUAACUGGAUGUUUUGCGACGUUUGUUCUAUUUUCUAUCUAUAUGACAUUCUAUUUGAUUGUAACUGGUUUAACCUGGUUAAACCAAUUGAGUAAAACCGAAUCUUAUUAUAAGUGUAAAGGAUGUCUAAUCGACUCUUCCCAUGGAAAAUUACAAAAGAAAAAAGAAGCAUUAUUAGAAUUUAUUUUCACCAGUGAUUCUUUGUGUUUAACUGUAAGUGCACAGAAUGUCAACAUCAUGACGUACACGUUAAGUAAAGAUACGAUCUCAACAGCGAUGUUAUAUAAUGAAUUACUUGUGAUAACAUUCAAAGAAAAGAAACAAAUAAAAUUAUCCGCUUUGCCGGCAAAUAAAUUACAAGAAUUGAAGUUUAUGUUAGAAGCAUUAUUGAAUGAUGAUCUGACAGUUUAUAAAGAACAUGAGAAGAAAUUUUGUCAGGUGUCGACGAAUUCGAACCACGCGCCGCGUAAUUCUGUCACGAACACGAGUACUAAGAGUAUGAAUUUAUCGACAGAUGCAAGUAGUAAGAAACAACCGAAAUUAGACAAGAUGAAACAUGCUAAUCAAGUUUUCGAAAAUGAUGAAAAUUCACAACCAUCUGUAGCAAAUAUUUCCAAGGCAGCUGAGAAGAAGAAAAGCGCUUUGCAUAGUGCUUCGAAUUUCUAUCCUCACUCUCAGCACCAUUCUAUCGAUGAAAAUUUCGAUCACAUCAAUGAUACCUCGCAACAAUCCCAUAAACGCACAAGUGCAAAUCAAUCGGGUAGUUCAGGCGUUCGUUUCGAACAUGCAACAUCGCCCUACUUCUUCAAUCGAACAGAGAAUAAAAUGAAACGACACUUAUCGAAUGGAGAAUCUCGCGUUAGUCCACUGAAAAACAUUUAUUCUAAACCAUUGAAUAACACACCUCUUUGGGAUAAUGAUGAUGAGAGUUAUCUCUAUGAUUGGCGCGAUUCACCAUACACAACAAAACGAUCGGAAAGUCAGACAUCAGCUGACCUCUCAAUAUCGAAAGCAGUGACAACAACGAUGAAUUUGCGAAAGAAAGGUUUGAAAAAUAUCGGUGCGACAUGUUACAUGAAUUCCAUUCUUCAAUGUUUGCUGAAUAUCGACCCAUUCCGUUAUGAUUUAAUGGCGACAAAUUCCGAACUGAUCACAUCGCCCUUACUCGAAGAGAAUACAAUCUAUCUCUCCGUUCUACAAAUUCUGUCUCUGUUACAAGAUCGUCAAUCAACACAAUCACAAAAUAAUACGACAACUCAAUUAACUGACGAUGAACGAACAGUUGAAUCACAAGCGUUGAUUAAUUUGAAAAAAUCAGUAGAAAAACAUUCCGGCGUUUUUCUUGGUUCGCGUCAACAACCAUAUUUACACGUUGAAAUGAAUAAUGCCGAUCACCUUUCCAUCCUAUCCAUAGAAUACCGGUAUUGA